AACAACCGUAAUUCCCCCCCGUAUAAAUACUGACGAAAGAAGGGACUGGAAACAUAAUGGAGGCCGUUCCGCGGAUGCCCAUGAUCUGGUUUGAGCUCAAAGAGGCGAAGGAGUUUGACUUCAGACCGACAGUCUGUCAGUACAUUCUAAAGAACUAUGGCGAGGAUCCAGAAAACUACAGUGAAGCCCUGAGGAGACUGGAGCAGCUCAGACAGAGUGUUGCACAUGUCUCGCUGGACUUUGAGGGCUGCAGUACACUGAAGAAAUACUUUGGACAGCUUCACUUUUUACAAAGUCGUGUUCCCAUGGCGGCUGGACAGGCAGCAGCUGUGCCUGUGACCUGGAUAGACCUUUUCUCUGGGAAGUCUGUUACCCAUGAAAACAUCAGCUAUGAGCAGGCUUGUGUCCUCUAUAAUCUAGGUGCCCUUCACUCAUACCUUGGAGCGAUGGAUAACAGAACAUCAGAAGAGGGAAUGAAAGUGUCCUGUACACAUUUCCAGUGCUCUGCUGGGGCCUUCUCUUAUAUGAGAGAUCACUACAACCACAACUACAGCCCCGACACACAACACCAGGCCCUCAGUGUCAACAUCAGCCUAAUGCUGGCGCAGGCUCAAGAGUGUCUUUGGGAGAAAUCUCUUCUCGACAACAGGAAGAACUUUUUAAUAGCACGAAUCUCGGCUCAGGUUUGGGAUUACUAUAAGGAGUGUGUGAGGGUGCUGGACAGUUCGGAGUGUGUGUUGGGAAAGAAUCAGAAGGAGUGGACGAAGCUCAUUACAAUGAAGAUGAAUUACUUCAGUGCCAUCACACACCUCCACAUGGGAAAACUAUCAGAGGAACAACAGAAGUUUGGAGAAGCUGUGGCUUAUUUUCAGAGUUCUCUGGAUAAACUGAAUGAGGCCAUCAGACUGAGCAAGGGUCAGCCGGACUCUGUGCAAGAAGCUCUCAGGUUUACCAUGGACGUGAUUGGUGGAAAAUUUAACUCUGCCAAGAAGGACAAUGACUUUAUCUACCAUGAGCCUGUCCCAGACAGAGACACGUUCAGUGCAGUCAAAGGAGCCCCUCUGGUCAAACCCCUCCACAUAAACCCAGCCGACCCCAGCAUCACCGGGCCUGACCUCUUCUCCAAACUGGUGCCCAUAGCAACCCACGAAGCAUCCUCCCUCUACAGUGAAGAGAAGGCCAAACUGCUGCGUCAGGUCAUGGCCAAGAUCGACAGCAAAAACCAGACACUGCAGCAGUUUCUGGACUCUCUGGGUGAUGCUCCGGUGGAUGAUGUGGAGAAGUUCAGCUCCGUCCCUGAUGUUUUACUGGAGAAAUGUGCAGCACUGAGUGUCAGACCAGACACAGUGGAGAGCCUGGUACAGGCCAUGCAAGCUCUCUCAGGUGUUUACACUGAUGCUGGAGCAUCCGUCAGGGAGGUGCAGGCUGUCCUGGAGGAGGAUGAGGCAGGUGAGAGGAGUCUGAUGGAGGUUUUAGGGGGUGUAGGUCUCCCCCCUCGGCCUCAGGCCCUGCGGGACGCUCAGAAGGAGCUGCAGAGGUAUGAGAACGCUCACCAGGCAGCGAGUCAGACCAACGCGGAGCUCCACCGGGCCAUGGAGCAACACAUCCCCAACCUGCGUCUGCUACAGGGACCUCUGGAGCAGCUUCGAAUCAGCCUGCCUCAGCCACAACUCAGUCAGGAUGACGAAGAGGCCUUGCAGCGCAUGAAGAGAAUUCUGGAUAAAGUCGACGAGAUGCAGAAACAGAGAAUCUCACUGGAGAAUCAACUCCGGGAACUUGUUCUCAAAGAUGACAUCACUGCCGUCCUUGUCACCACUGAGCGUGAUCAGAUGAAGAGGGUGUUUGAGGAGCAGAUGAAGAAAUAUGACCAGCUGACAGGGUAUAUAGACCAGAACCUCACAGCGCAAGACAAUAUCCUGAGAGCUCUGACUGAUGCCAAUGUGCAGUAUGCCCCUGUCCGCAAGAGCCUGGCUCACAGAGAACAGCAAUGGAACAGCUGUGUGCAGUCUCUGAUUGGCUCAUUUGAGGCAUUUCAGGACCUGAUGAAGAAAGCUGAGGAAGGCAGGGAGUUCUUCAAGGACCUGGAUAGGAAGACCACUUCUCUUCUGACCAGAACUAAGACCCUCUGUGCGGCCAGAGAAGAGGAGAGACUUGCCCUGCUGGAGAGGGAGAUUGGUAAGGCACCCCUUCCCAGACCGUCUACCCAGAAGCCCUUGCAGGCCCAUAAAACUCCAGAUACAGGUUCUGGCCCCUCUAGUCUGGAUGUUGUGGGUCCUUCUGUUCCUCCCUUCCCCAUGUCCGAGCACCUGCCACGGGACCUACGCAGCCUCCCACCUGACGUGAGUUUCACGGACGGGCCCAGACACCCUCACCCCACCACUCACCCUGGGCCAUUCUCAGCUGGCCCAACCCACAGUCCUCUCUCCUGGCCUCCUGGAACCACCGUGUUCGCCCCCUCCCAGCCUCCGAACCCUACAGGCCCUUUCAUGGAUUCACGGGCAGGACUAGUACCCCCUCAGGCUUCACCUGUACAACCUUUCCCCUUAAACCAGGCCACUGGCAUCCGCACCAGGCCUAGUCACCCCUCAGCUCUGCAGUGCCAGCCUGGACCUCCAGGGGGCCUCCCUCCCAUUCCACCCCAGCCAAACCCCAGGCUCGACUACCGUGCAGCUCCCUGGCAACCAGCUGCCGCCGGAGCUUUCCCAGCUGUCUCAGGGGGAUACGUCAUUCCUCCUCGGAUCGGCCAGCAGCCCCCAGGCGCUCUCAGUGCAGGUCUGCCUGUAUCACAGCCCCCAGGCGCUCUCAGUGCAGGUCUGCCUGUAUCACAGCCCCCAGGCGCUCUCAGCGCAGGUCUACCUGUAUCACAGCCCCCAGGCGCUCUCAGUGCAGGUCUACCUGUAUCACAGCCCCCAGGCGCUCUCAGCGCAGGUCUACCUGUAUCACAGCCCCCAGGCACUCUCAGUGCAGGUCUACCUGUAUCACAGCUCCCAGGCGCUCUCAGCGCAGGUCUACCUGUAUCACAGCCCCCAGGCGCUCUCAGUGCAGGUCUACCUGUAUCACAGGGUCCUGCGACAGGAGGACGGUAUCCUCCACCACCAGGACAACAGCCGCCUCCCUUCCUACCCACCUCCUCCUCUAUGCAACAGUUUGGACCACAAACCCACAGUCUGCCGAGACAAGGUGUUCACACUCUUCCUCCAGGAGCUGCUUUACCAGGGCAAGUCCCUGGUCCAGUCUCACAGUACCAACCUCCCUUCUCGACCCAGUCUGUGUACCCAUGCCCAGUGUACCAACCUGGUGUAACCCCACCAAUGCAACCCCAGCCUGGUCCUGGUUCAACACAAACACAGCCUGUGAGGGCUACUGGUCCAAAUCUAGGCAAUCUUCUAAACCAGCCCCAGCUAAACCAGCCCCAACCUUUCCAAAAUCAACCCCGGCCCCAUGUGGGGUAUGUGCCCCCUCACUUCCACGUCAUGACAUCCCACCAACUCCCCCUAGUGGCACAAACUCAUCCUCAGGUUCCACUCAGCCACCCAGGUACCUACCAGCCUAAAGGCAUGAUGCCAAGUCAGCCCCAGAUACCCCCUGGCAUUCUGCCCUCACAUGCUAAUAUGUUCCCACAAGCAUUACCAGCCCAGCCCCAGUUUCCUGCAACCUUCCAUCCCAGUCAGCCAGUUCAGUUCAAUGCCAUCUUUGACCCAGCAGGGGCAUCCUCUUACCCAAACCCAAAUCCAAACCCAGCACUCAUUAAUCAGCCUCCCCCUGCUUCUCAGAGUGUGACUCAACCCCCGUCAGGGGCACCUGUGACUGACAUCCCAAUUGCCAGUACAGAGGUACCUAAUGUUGCUCCCAUACCUCAGCCAGUGCCCCCUGACACCACACCCCCUAAUCAGACCUCCACCUCUGGGGAGGAGCCAUUGCCUUCCUUGCUGGAGAGCCAGGAUUCGGAGGCUGAUACCACCAGCGUUCAGCCCAAUGGAGUGUCACAGAUAGAGAAGCCCGUGAAUGGUGUAUCUGAUUCAUCUGUGUGUCAGGUCUCCCUGAGGGACAGGCUGGACAACCUCAGUCUUGCAUCACAGGAAGAGGCAUCCAAAAACAAGGAAGAUAAAAGCCAAGACCCCCCUUUGUUUGAGAGCAAUGUAGGUUCCCUUCAGCCAAUCAGCAGACUGCCCGAGUCCACGCUGAGCCAAUCAGAGCUGGGAAAAGGAGCGGUCCACCAACCAGAGGGCGAAAAUGGAUUGGGUGAACCUAUCCCAUCUGUGCCGGCAGCCAGCGAUACUGAGGAUACAGCUGGUAGAUGUCCCACAGCCUCAGUGGGUGGAGACACAGUGGAUGGAGACACAGUGGAUGGAGAGAGCAGAGGGUCAGACAGCACAGCCCAAAAGAGUGAUGACCAGCAGGGGGAGCCAAAGAGUGACCCAUUGAAUGACCUGGACCCACUUUGGACUUUACACAAAACCUGAAUACACUCCUGUCUCAUGCUUCACACACACACAGUCCUGUUUACACCUGACAUUCAGACAUGAUCCAGACACCGUCCUCGUUCCGACGGGAUGGUCUUUUAAGUACAGGUUUGGAAGCUAUGCUGCUGUGAGUCCGAUCGGGUCACCGUGCCGUCUAACGCCAGAGUCCGGUUUUCUGGCAUUGGGUUUGGAUUACACAGAUUGCUCUGGUUGCAUUUCUGACCUCUGACCCAAAAAUAAUCCGAAACAUGUCACUAUUCACUCUUUUAUCUGAUAGUGAUGCAGUCGACUCACAGAGACCAGGUGUAAACAGGACUGGACCCUCAGUCACACUUACUGAGUUUGCACACUGUCUACUAGUAUACGACAGCAUGAAUAACCCACAGCACACAGACACACACAUUAACACCAAAGGAUAUAGACCUGUUGGUUAUGCCUAAACACGCAACAGCCUUUAACAUACUAGCAAAUCAAGGUUUCUACAGAUCUGUAGAAUUUAUUCUCUUUCUCCCUGUCCAUCUGUGUCUCUCACUUUCCUUCUCUAUCCCUCUCCUUUAAUCAGUUCCUCUUUCUCAAAAAGCACUUUAUUCAUGUCACUGCUCUUGUCUGUUUACUCCUGUUGAUCAUGAAAGGGAUUUUUCAAAGCUUUUCUGGAUUUAUCUGUAAUGUCUAAAACCUUUAAUAUAUUGUCUGUCACACUAAUCCAUUACUUCACACAGCAUAAGGACGAUAAGUCUUUCCUUUUCAUUAAUGUCUGAAAAAAUACAGCAUUUUGGCAUCAAGCACAAAUUUCAUUCAUUAAAACAUGUUUGAUUCACAAUGUCAUCUCUAUGUGAUGUCAUGUCUAUGUGAUGUCUGUGUGUGAUGCUUUAAUGCACUAGAUCUUUGUAACUUGUUAUGGGUAAACUGGACUGUAAGCACUUUCUCUAAGGCCAGAUCUUUUU
Messenger RNA from Chanos chanos (milkfish), 5407 nucleotides. RefSeq names its product protein tyrosine phosphatase, non-receptor type 23, b (gene ptpn23b). NCBI's taxonomy places the organism in Eukaryota, Metazoa, Chordata, Actinopteri, Gonorynchiformes, Chanidae. Gene Ontology annotation, molecular function: protein binding. The record is from RefSeq and is a predicted model, not a curated record. Gene Ontology annotation, biological process: early endosome to late endosome transport; protein transport to vacuole involved in ubiquitin-dependent protein catabolic process via the multivesicular body sorting pathway; endocytic recycling. The transcript is spliced from 20 exons. Bases 57 to 4463 code for a protein of 1468 amino acids. Gene Ontology annotation, cellular component: endosome.